AUGGCCAGAUAUCCUAGUAAAAAACGUUUGGCCCGUCAUAUGAAUUAUCAUAAUCCGGCCAAAGAAGUCAUCUGUGAUAUUUGUGGCAAAAUAUUGCGUACGCUCGGCACCUUACACAAACAUAAACAAGUUGUACACGAAAAGAAAGUGAAAAAAGAUCCCGAACAGUGUACAUAUUGUGGCAAAUGGUAUGCGACACAUUCGACUCUACAAUUUCAUGUCCUCAAUAUGCACAUACAUACGGAUAAGGAACAUCGUUGUGAGAUAUGCGGUUUUGUAUCAACGACACGUGAGGCCAAAAAGAAACAUAUUCGUUUCAAGCAUACGGCGGAAAAACGUCACAAAUGCGGUCUGUGUGAUAAGGCAUUUAAGGUUCCCACCCUGUUGAGGGAACAUAUGGCCACCCAUACUGGUGUGGAUUUAUAUAAAUGUAAUUAUUGUACGGCUACGUUUAAAUCGAAAUCGAAUCGUUCAAAUCAUUGUAAACGUAAUCAUCCUUUGGAAUAUCCGAGUAAGAAACGCUUGACCCGACAUUUGGAAUAUCACAAUCCCGCCAAAGAGGUUAUCUGUGAUAUUUGUGGCAAAGUAUUGCGUACGCGCAACACACUACAAAAACAUAAAGCCGUUGUACACACAAAGAAAGUGAAAAAAGAACCCGAACAAUGCAGCUAUUGUGGCAAAUGGUAUUCGACACGAUCGACUCUACAAUUUCAUGUUCUCAAUAUGCAUAUACAUACGGAUAGAGAACAUCGUUGUGAAAUAUGUGGUUUUGUAUCGACGACACGUGAGGCUAAAAAGAAACAUAUUCGUUUCAAGCAUAGAGCGCAAAAGCGACACAAAUGCGGUCUGUGUGAUAAGGCUUUUAAGGUGCCCACUUUGUUGAAGGAACACACAGCAACUCAUACCGGUGUGGAUCUAUAUAAUUGUGCCUAUUGUGAUGCUUCAUUCAAAUCGAAAUCUAAUCGUUCCACCCACUACAAACGUCAUCAUCCCGCAGAAUAUAUGGCCAAUAUGAGAAGACGUCCCUGUCCCAGUAGCAUUAAUAAUUAUAUACAAAAUCCAGCGGUUAAUACCGAAAUGCAAUAG
Messenger RNA from Musca vetustissima, 1086 nucleotides. RefSeq names its product zinc finger protein 43-like. NCBI's taxonomy places the organism in Eukaryota, Metazoa, Arthropoda, Insecta, Diptera, Muscidae. The transcript is spliced from 5 exons. Gene Ontology annotation, cellular component: nucleus. The record is from RefSeq and is a predicted model, not a curated record. Bases 1 to 1086 code for a protein of 361 amino acids.